Dioscorea cayenensis subsp. rotundata (Guinea yam) is the source of this 2377-nucleotide messenger RNA. Its product is annotated as probable galacturonosyltransferase 6. Lineage: Eukaryota; Viridiplantae; Streptophyta; Magnoliopsida; Dioscoreales; Dioscoreaceae. Gene Ontology annotation, molecular function: polygalacturonate 4-alpha-galacturonosyltransferase activity. The record is from RefSeq and is a predicted model, not a curated record. The transcript is spliced from 9 exons. The coding region runs from base 194 to 1987 and encodes 597 amino acids.
CACAUUGCUGAGCUUUUUUUCCCUCUCUCACCGGAAACCAAGUCAUCGAAAACAUUCACUCUCCACCUUCCUUCCCUUCUCCUUCCUUCUUGAUCUCCAUCCCAUGAAACCCUAAUCCUAGCUCUAAUCCUGCAAAUGCCCGUUCCUGCUGUGGCGAAGGAGCAGUGUGAGGACGAACAACGGCCGGCGAUCCAUGUUUCAUCGACAGAAACGCUCACGGGCGCUGAUCCUUGCCCUUCUCUGCGUCUCCGUCUUCGCCCCCGUCGUCUUCAUCUCCACCAAGAUCUUGGAUUUCACGCCCUCCCUCGAGAAAGAGGAGUUCUUUGAUGACUCAUCUGGGAUCGUGAGGAGUUUCUCUCCGCCAAAGCUAUCUGCUGAUUCUCUGAAAGUUAAUUCAAUAAAAGAGGAUUUAGGCCAUGGAUUAAAAGAACCUGAAGGAUUUGUUUUCAAGGAUAAGGAUUUUCAUAAUAUUGGCAGUAGCGGGAAUGCUUCUACUGUGAAUCCACCCACUUUGGAUGGCAAAUUGAAUGCAGGUGUCCAGAAUAGAAAUGGCAUUGGCAGAGAGCUGCAGAAGCAAAAUGGAUCAGCAUCUGUUCGAGACAGAGUUGAAGGUCUAGCUAAUGAGUCAACUGUUGAGCAAAAAAACAAACGUCAACCUCACCCAGUUAUAGAUGAGAAGGUUAAAACGAUGGAGGAUAUGCUAAUUAUGGCCAAAGCGUACCUGCAUUUUGCCCCAGCAAGCAGCAAUUCCCGAUUGGUGAGAGAACUGAAGUUACGGAUAAAGGAGAUAGAAAGGGUGGUUAGUCAAGCAAACAAAGAUUCCGAUUUAUCUAGGAGUGCUCUGCAGAAAAUGAACGCCAUGGAAGUUUCUUUGUCUAAAGCCAGCAAGGCUUACCCUGAUUGCUCUGCUAUGGCAUCAAAAUUGCGUGCUAUGACGUACAAUACUGAGGAACAGCUCUGGGCCCAGAAGGGUCAAGUAUCAUAUCUUACACAGCUUGCUGCAAGAACCUUUCCUAAAGGCCUUCACUGUCUUUCCAUGAAACUCACUAGCGAGUACUUCAGUCUGCAGUUUGAGGAGCGUGAGUUCCCUAGGAGACAAAAUGUGCAAAAUCUGAAUCUUAAUCAUUAUGCAAUUUUCUCUGACAACAUACUUGCUUGUGCAGUUGUUGUGAAUUCUACUGUCUCUACAUCUAAGGAACCAGAAAAGAAUGUCUUCCAUGUGGUGACUGAUUCUGUAAAUUUUCCUGCAAUGAUGAUGUGGUUCUUGCUGAACCCCCCUGGUCAAGCCACAAUUCAUAUACAGAAUUUUGAAGAUUUAAAAUUUUUGCCAUCUGAUUACAGUUCAAUGUUAAAGCAACAAGGCUUGCGAGACCCAAGAUUCUCUUCACCUCUUAACCAUCUUCGUUUCUACUUGCCAGAGAUCUUCCCUUAUCUGAAUAAGAUUUUGUUUCUCGACCAUGAUGUGGUAGUUCAAAGAGAUCUGAGAGGGUUGUGGAAUUUAGAUUUGAAAGGAAAAGUAAAUGGAGCAGUCGACAUUUGUAGAGGGGAGUCAUCUCAUCGUUUGGAAACACUAGUUAAUUUCUCAGAUCCAAUUAUUGCAAAGAACUUUCACCCCAAGAAAUGUAUAUGGGCAUUUGGAAUGAAUAUGUUUGAUCUACAGGCAUGGCGUCGACAUGGGUUAUCAAGAGUAUAUAACAAAUGGCUUCAGCUGGGGAAACGAAGGCAGUUAUGGAAGGCGGGAAGUUUACCAUUAGGCCAACUUAUCUUCUACAACCAAACAGUGGCUCUCGGCAGGCAGUGGCACGUACUUGGUCUUGGCCUUGAUUCAAUCAUCGGAAAAAGUGAAAUUGAGAGAGCUUCAGUCAUACACUAUGACGGAAACUUGAAGCCGUGGCUUGACAUUGCUAUUGGAAAGUACAAAAGUUACUGGACAAAAUUCCUGGAUUACGACAACACAUACUUUCAACAAUGCAACAUUCAUGGAUAGUAAUAAUUGGCAGCGGUUGACGAUAACGUACUCUUGCAUCGAUUGAUUUUUAAGUGUUUGAUACCGUCAGCUUCGCUGGUUUCCUCAUGAUCUCUCAUGUAAAUUCACCUUGAAAAUUCACCCAUUUUUUCAUUGCCUCAUAGUCUUCAUAUAGUUCAGUAUUUUUCAACUAACCCACUACUAAUAAGAGUUGUCUGUGGGUGAUUGUUAGCCAAAUUUGUUGUGGGACAAUAUUGUUCAAUUAGUUUGAUGUUCAUUAAUGGAUCAAACUAAAAACAAUUAGGAACAUUCUUGUGUCUGUCUUGAGGUCAAAUUUCUAUGUUUUUUUUCCUGAAAUUUCUUGUCCAGAUCCAGUGUAUUUCAAGAUGAAUGUUUCAGACGGGUGUUGAU